AUGAUGAACGACGAGCAUACCACCAGUAAUAUUUUUGAACAAAUUCAAAAGUUAGUACCAGGUGUAAAUCAAUGUAAAAAUGAACUUGAAUAUAUUCAAUGUAUUUCAAAUUAUAUUCUUCAUUUACAAUCUCAACUGAUCAGAAAACCGCAUAAUAAACGAGAUAUAUUACGAUCUCUUGAUUUCAAUCAACAAUCACCAUAA
Adineta steineri is the source of this 204-nucleotide messenger RNA. NCBI's taxonomy places the organism in Eukaryota, Metazoa, Rotifera, Eurotatoria, Adinetida, Adinetidae. The record is from the annotation of a GenBank genome assembly.